Messenger RNA from Colletotrichum orchidophilum, 1335 nucleotides. RefSeq names its product Dor1-like family protein. Gene Ontology annotation, biological process: intra-Golgi vesicle-mediated transport; cytoplasm to vacuole targeting by the Cvt pathway. The coding region runs from base 1 to 1335 and encodes 444 amino acids. The record is from RefSeq and is a predicted model, not a curated record. NCBI's taxonomy places the organism in Eukaryota, Fungi, Ascomycota, Sordariomycetes, Glomerellales, Glomerellaceae. Gene Ontology annotation, cellular component: COG complex. The transcript has a single exon.
AUGGCUGACAUUCUCCUUGAUCUGCUUGAUAUUCGGCAGUCCACGAAUCACGAUGCCGACGUCAAUACGCAACUCAACCCGACAUCGAGGUCAAUGAAGCUGGCAUAUCUGUCCCAUCUCGCUGAUCAGAGUCUGGCGGCACUAGCCUCGACUGAGCCUCAAUCCCUGGCCCAGACAUCUCAGUCCCUUCUCCUCUCGCUUCAAAGCGUCUCAAAGCGCUCUCACAAGUCUAUCAUCGACUCGGCCUCAAAUCACACUAGCCUGACCCGCGCCCUGCCCACUCUUGUCGGCGACACGACGGACCUACGGAAUGCCAUCCCUAAGCUUGAAUCAGAGGCUUUACGUUUUUCCGCCGCCUAUAGUAAAUCUAGGGACAAUGAGGACUUGGCCGAAAGAAAACGCGCGUUACUGCUAUUGCGCAACGUCGAGCGUCUUGUCGAUGUGCUAGAACUUCCUACCCUUCUCACUUCCGCAAUCAACACCGUUCCUGCUAACUACGCAUCCGCCCUCGAUCUCAAUGCUCAUAUUCGGAGACUUCACGGCUUGUAUUCAUUUUCACCGCUUGUCGACCUGGUUUCCCACCAAGCUGACGAAGCCAUCGUGAAGAUGACGGCUGACCUCAUCGCUGCUCUCAAAUCUCCUGGACUCAAGCUGGCUGCAUCUCUGCGGACUGUCAGCUGGCUCAGAAGGGUGCUUCCGGACCUGUCUUCCAUGAGUACCACGAGCCGUGGCUCCCAGGAACAUACCCUUUCGCUGCUCUUUCUCUGUUGCCGCGUAGCCACCUUGGACGCUACACUAGGGGCUUUACAGCCCCUUCGUGAGCUAGCUGAUGAUGAGAGGCAGAGGCAACAAAGAGCCAAUCACCAGUCCUGGUCAGGUGGGCAGCAGACAGAAAAGUAUCUCAAACGCUAUGUUGAGAUCUUUCGCGAGCAGAGCUUUAGCGUUGUCUCUAUGUUCAAGAGCAUAUUUCCCGGAAGCGGAUACCAGAUCGGCAACACAAACGACAACGAGAAUCCUUUCAAACCCCUGCCAUCAACACUAUCAACAUUCCCGCUUCAUCUUGUGGAGAUGCUUCUCGAAACCUUGACAAAAUACCUUCCAGUUGUGAAAGACCAAGCAGCAAGGGACAGUAUUCUCACUCAGGUUUUGUAUUGUUCGGGAAGUUUGGGCAGGCUCGGAGGCGAUUUUGGAAUACUAUUGGCAACAUUAGGGGACGAGUACGAGGUAACGAAACAGUCUGAAUGGGUCGACAUAGUCAAAAGACACCGGCUGUUGUCUGGACGCCUUGAAUCGGUCAUCGGCGACUUCAAGGCGACAGGGGCCAAAGAGUCUUGA